AUGAAGAAGUAUAGUGAGACAGGGGUUAACCAAUCGAUCUGUCUACCCGCCGACCUAUCGACUCGUCAACUUGUAACCCGUCGACCUGUCAACCUGUCAACCCGUCGACCUGUCUACCCGUCGACCUGUCAAUCCGCCGACCUGUCAACCCGUCGACCUGUCGACCCGUCGACCUGUCAUCCCGCCGACCUGUCAACCCGUCGACCCGUCCACCUGUCUACCCGUCCACCUGUCAACCCGUCGACCUGUCUACCCGUCGACCUGUCAUCCCUGUCGACCCGUCGACCUGUCAUCCCGCCGACCUGUCAACCCGUCGACCUGUCGACCCGUCGACCUGUCAACCCGUCCACCCGUCCACCUGUCAACCCGUCGACCUGUCAACCUGUCAACCCGUCGACCUGUCUACCCGCCGACCCGUGUACCCGUCAACUUGCAACCCGUCGACCUGUCAACCAGUCGACAUGUCAACCUGUCGACCUGUCAACCCGUCGACCUGUCUACCCCUCGACCUGUCAACCCACAGACCUCUCAACCCGUCGACCUGUCAACCCGUCCACCUGUCUACCCGUCUACCAGUCAACCCGUCAACCUGUCAACCAGUCGACUUGUCAACCCAUCGAUCUGUCAACCUGUCGACCUGUCAAUCUGUCUACCCGUCUACUUGUCGACCUGUCAACCCGUCGACCUGUCUACCCGUCAACCAGUCAACCCGUCGACCUUUCAACCAGUCGACCUGUCAACCCGUCGACCUGUCUACCAGUCAACUUGUCAACAUGUCGAAUUGUCAACCAGUCGGCCAGUCAACCCGUCGACCUGUCAUCCUCUCAACUUGUUGACCUGUCAACCCGUCUUCUGCUGAAACAAUUUUUGUAA
Molecule: messenger RNA, 873 nt
Organism: Saccostrea cuccullata (small rock oyster)
Lineage: Eukaryota; Metazoa; Mollusca; Bivalvia; Ostreida; Ostreidae
Product: mucin-2-like
Exons: 2
Coding region: 1-873 (290 amino acids)
Source: RefSeq, a predicted model, not a curated record